ACAUUUCAUAAAAUUUAAGAAAACCAAAACUCUGCUCAAAUUAUAAUAAGUAAUAACCAAAACCAACUGUGAUUAUAAAUUAUAAAGACUAAGAUAACUCACUGUAAAAACGUUUCCAUCCAGGGCAUGUUGUGUUCCUCAGUUACCGAGCGAUGAGAUAAUUACUGUUGAUGAGCGACUCUCGCUCUGCUCGGAGAUCUCAGAGUCAUCAUGACGCGAGCCGGACCGCCUAGUGAAAAUCUUCCGACUAUUUAGAUUGUCAGAUGACUAUAUUCAGGGACAGUGAUAGUGUAAAGUUAGUUGUUGUUGGCGAUGGUGGGGUUGGCAAGAGUGCAAUCACAAUUCAAUUCUUCCAAAAACUAUUUGUAACAGACUAUGAUCCCACCAUUGAGGAUUCUUAUAUACAACACACGGAGGUGGAUGGACAGUGGUGCAUACUUGAUGUACUGGACACGGCCGGUCAAGAAGAGUUUAGUGCUAUGCGGGAACAGUAUAUGCGAAAAGGAGACGGUUUCCUCCUGGUCUACUCCGUGACUGACAAGCAGAGCUUUGAAAACAUCCGGCAUUUCCACACCCAGAUCCUCAGAGUUAAGGACAGGGAGACAUAUCCAAUGCUGAUAGCUGCAAAUAAGGUGGAUUUAGUCCAUUCGCGUGUAGUAAGCGAAGAGGCAGGUCGCGAUAUGGCGAGACACCUCAACGCGCCCUACAUCGAGACCAGCGCUAAAGAGCCGCCGCUUAACAUUGAUGCUGCAUUCCAUGAGCUCGUCCGUAUCAUCCGGAACCAUCCGCAGCAGGAGGAGAAACAACGUCGCCGGAGGAAGUUCUUCACUAAAUGCCAAAUACUUUAGAUACAACUUAGUCUAUAGAUACCUGUCGUAAGACAAGAACCAAAGAUACCAUGAAAUUAUUUAUUUGAAUUGAAUAUGAUUGUCUUAGAACAUGUUCUAAAUGCUAUAUGUAUUGGAAAGUAAACAGUACUGUUUGUGCAAUAUUCAAAAUCGUUACGAGAAUUGCUGAUAAAGUAAAAUGUCUUUACUUUAGCACCCGUACAUUUAUCAAAUUAAAGUCGAGAUAACGUGGAAGAUUAUUUUAUGACUUAAGUAUAAGUUACAGUAUUAACUAUCGAUUUCUAUGUAUAAAGAUCUGUGAAGAAUAUAUGCUAAAGAAAAGUUAACGUGGCUUGUUAAAUGUUAAAGUGUUAUAUAUUUUUAUUCAAAUUAACAUGACCGUUAAGGCGCAGAGGCGCCUCGAACACUCGCUCAUAGAAUAUAAUAGAUCUGAUAAUGUGAAAAAAUGCUUAAAGCAUAAACUAUACUUUCUUAGAAAUAAGCAAUGUUCAAACCAAAAUACACUCCAAGAGCCUAAAACUACCCCACUACGCAUAAGAUGCGCAAAUGUCGCUACGUUUAUCUAUUGCUAGACAUUAACUUAUACUUAAUAUACCGUCUCAGCGCAUGAAUACUCAAUCUGUGAACAUUAUUUCAACACAUUGAGUAUGCAUAUGGUGAUUAGUGAAGCACAAAAUAUGUAUUUUCGCAAUUAUAAGUGAAUGAUUAGGAAGGCAUUUUGUUUUUGCACUAAGUGUUUGUAGUUAAUAGACAAAUCUCUAGAUGGCGCUGUGAGAAUAAAUGUUAUACCAAGCGUUAAUUUGCGAGAACUUUAACAUUUUUAGAAACCUUCUGUGCUGAUAUGUGUUUUGUCUAGUUUAUUGGAUAUAUAUUUAUAAGUCGAUCGUUGAAAGAAAAUACCAAAGCAUUUAAAUAAAUAGAUUGGGUCCCGCCCUUCCUUAUUGUUUACGAGAUCCAUCGUUGUGUGUUAGCAUUCUAUAUCUACUUUUGUUUUAUUGUUGUCCCAUCUAUGUUAUGAAAUAUAUUUUUCUUUAUUUA
Pieris napi is the source of this 1886-nucleotide messenger RNA. Its product is annotated as ras-related protein M-Ras-like. Lineage: Eukaryota; Metazoa; Arthropoda; Insecta; Lepidoptera; Pieridae. Bases 264 to 848 code for a protein of 194 amino acids. The transcript has 7 exons. Gene Ontology annotation, molecular function: GDP binding; GTPase activity; GTP binding. Gene Ontology annotation, cellular component: plasma membrane. The record is from RefSeq and is a predicted model, not a curated record. Gene Ontology annotation, biological process: signal transduction.